AAAUAUUUUGAUAAAAGAAACUAUUAUUAAAAUAAAAAAAGGAAUGUCGCUACAUUUCACAACUCGCAGCAAUACGUCGAUAAACCAAAAAGGUAGUGAUGAAGGCCGGAAACAAAGUGCAAUGCGAUCUUCGCUGAAGAGGAAGUCUGUCAGUUCGAUAUCCUCGAACGGUUUACUCGAUGGAGGCUCUGAUUCUUCGGAUACAUCACAACAGCGACGAGCUCAUUUCGACCAAAAGAACAUCGAUCUGACAUAUAAACCUGUAACUAAGGACUAUGGAUAUAUACAGAUCAAACAAGCGGCCACACCAUUUCCACGGCGAUCAUCGACCAUACGUUUGAGCGUUGCGGAAAAGAGAAAGAGCAAAGAAUUUGAUGUAGAAACGAAAAAACUCAUCGACCCAAUUUUGCCACGUGAUUUCAGCAUAAUAGAAUUGCGAACCGGCGAUGAAGCUGCUGACUUUGUAACUAAACGUCAGUUAUUCUGUAAAGGUGAAUUUACCAUAACACGACAACGGAGAUCAAUGCAGGUUCAUCCGCCACUGAGAAAUAUCGAUGAGGCAGCAAGCGCUCGUAAAAGCUCCUCGAACCUCAAUUUAACUAAGUUCUUCCGCAAGCAUUAUCACCAACGGGAGAGUCCAAUUUUUGAUUGAAUGAUGUUUUCCGCCUUGGCAACAACAACAUUAUGUACACAUAUACAUAUAUACGCAAGUAGAACAUAUGCAUAUUGGUCUAAUAUGCCUGACAAUUAUUCAAAUUCAAUGUGAACCAUCCACGUGCAUAUCAAUUUUCCAAAUGUACCAGGUCCUUACACUUUA
Bactrocera tryoni is the source of this 817-nucleotide messenger RNA. RefSeq lists its product as uncharacterized. NCBI's taxonomy places the organism in Eukaryota, Metazoa, Arthropoda, Insecta, Diptera, Tephritidae. The transcript has a single exon. The record is from RefSeq and is a predicted model, not a curated record. The coding region runs from base 44 to 652 and encodes 202 amino acids.